Mollisia scopiformis is the source of this 1096-nucleotide messenger RNA. RefSeq names its product NAD(P)-binding protein. NCBI's taxonomy places the organism in Eukaryota, Fungi, Ascomycota, Leotiomycetes, Helotiales, Mollisiaceae. Gene Ontology annotation, molecular function: oxidoreductase activity, acting on the CH-OH group of donors, NAD or NADP as acceptor. The transcript has 3 exons. The coding region runs from base 67 to 1062 and encodes 331 amino acids. The record is from RefSeq and is a predicted model, not a curated record.
UUCCAGAAGCCAUCCAGACAAAGCUCAACUGCAGAGUCCCACUCCACACAAGGAGAAUUGAGAAGAAUGGCUCCCUCAUAUGUACUUGUCACUGGAGCGACUGGCUUCGUUGGAGCGCAUGUUGUUGAUUCACUACUCAAGCGUGGUCUAAAAGUUCGAGGGGCAACGAGAUCGAAAGCGAAAGGUGAAGCAAUGAUCAAAGCUAGGCCACAGCAAGCCUCAAAGUUGGAUUUCGUAGAAGUACAGGAUUUUGAGAGUGGCGGCAGCUUUGAAGAUGCAAUCAAAGACAUAGAUGGAGUCAUCCAUGUUGCAAGUCCCUUCAGAUACAACACCACCAACAAUGAGAAAGAGCUCAUAAUUCCUGCAAUCAAUGGCGUACGAGCUAUUCUAUCGGCAUCAGUCAACAGCAAAGUUGAACGAAUCGUGAUCACUUCGUCCUUCGCCGCGGUGAUGGACCUUCACCGCAAAGCCCCACCCUACUUCAUUUACACAGCUCAAGACUGGAACCCAUUGACUUACGAUGGGGCCAGCGAUUCAGCCACAAGCGCUGUUGUCGCGUAUCGUGGUUCCAAGAAGUUUGCUGAACUUGAAGCUUGGAACUUUAUGAAAGAGAAAAGCCCCGACUUUGACAUUGUUACUCUUUGCCCACCAAUGACAUUCGGUCCUGUGGUACAUCCUGUCGACAAAGUUGAACAUCUGAACGAGUCCAAUGCAAUGCUUUGGCAGGUGGCAAAAGGGGGUGGCCUUCCAGCUGCUAGGGUGCCUUUUUGGGUAGAUGUGAGGGAUUUGGCAGAAGCUCAUGUUGAGGCAUUGUUGAAGCCAGAGGCUGGGAAUAAAAGGCUUGUGAUAGCGGCACCAGAACCAUACUCAUAUGGCCUUGCUGCAAAGAUUAUUGCUGGGAAUUUUGAGAAGUUGAAAGAUGUAGUUUCCAAGGAAGAACAAGCAAUUGACGAGAGCCAUGGUCUCGACGGGAGCACUGCAGCGCAAGAAUUGGGAAUCAAGUAUCGAACUUUCGAGGAGACUGUUGUGGAACUGGUGUCGCAGGUCAUGAAGAUGGAAUAGCUUAGCAGACGGAGGCAUGAGUGGAUGUUGAUAG